Molecule: messenger RNA, 1381 nt
Organism: Nannospalax galili (Upper Galilee mountains blind mole rat)
Lineage: Eukaryota; Metazoa; Chordata; Mammalia; Rodentia; Spalacidae
Gene: Ap4s1
Product: adaptor related protein complex 4 subunit sigma 1
Exons: 6
Coding region: 559-993 (144 amino acids)
Biological process (GO): vesicle-mediated transport; protein transport
Cellular component (GO): intracellular membrane-bounded organelle
Source: RefSeq, a predicted model, not a curated record
GAGAGACUGAACGAUACUGCUUACAUACUAAACCCCUAAAUCUGAAAAACAGGUGCAACAUUACUUAGGUGCAUUUUUUUCUUCUAGCCUAAAUUCGUCGUGGAAACGAAAAGUCAACAGACUUGAAAGUCAAUAGAACUAUUCUACAAUUUAGGUAGUCCUUUCACAAAGAUGCAAUUUUAAACUUCCAGACGAGGCCACACAAACUACCAACAUCCUCCCAAAGUUCGACAGCCCAAGAGCAUCCCAGGUCCUACAGAAAGGACGGAGCCCCGGGACGCGCGUCCGGAUUCCCACGUCCUCGGUCUUCCCCAGACGCCGCGCAGCCGAGCCUGACUGCUCUGCACGGUUAGAGACGGAGCGAGGUCCAGCGACCGACUCAAGAGGAAAACUUUAAGAGCGAUGAGUCCCUGAGACAGCACUGAAGGCAGAGCAGCGCGGCGGCCCGAGGGCUCGGCGGGGUGGACGCCGGGGAGACCAACUUCCAGAUUCUACUUGCAGGCAACCCAUGCCAUAACUUCUAAAUUGUAUUUGGAAAGACACUGACCAGAGGUAAAAAUGAUAAAGUUUUUCCUGAUGGUGAACAAACAAGGGCAGACCCGACUCUCUAAGUACUAUGAACAUGUGGAAAUUCAUAAGCGUACACUUCUGGAAACCGAGGUCAUAAAGAACUGCCUUUCUCGAUCCAAUGAACAAUGCUCUUUCAUUGAAUACAAGGAUUUUAAGCUGGUCUACCGGCAAUAUGCGGCUCUCUUCAUCGUGGUUGGCAUUAGUGACACUGAGAAUGAAAUGGCUAUUUAUGAAUUCAUCCACAAUUUUGUAGAAGUUUUAGAUGAAUACUUCAGCCGAGUGAGCGAACUGGAUAUAAUGUUUAAUUUGGAUAAAGUCCACAUCAUCUUGGAUGAGAUGGUGUUAAAUGGCUGCAUUGUAGAGACUAACAGGGCCAGAAUUCUUGCCCCUCUGCUGAUUCUUGAUAAGAUGUCAGAAAGCUGAAUGGAAGCUCUGCGGGACAACACCCUCUGUAAGAAGCAUGAAUACCAUGGAAUACAUCUAUGUCAACAUCUACGACCCAAAGGGUGACAAGACAGAACAUCCUUCCAACAGUAUCACUAGAUACUUUCCAUAUUCCCAAACAGAAAACAAAGGCUAUUUUAAAAUACAUACAGAAAACUUUUCUCUAACUGAAACUCAGGAUUCCAUUUUUCUGUCAACACCUCCCCAGGACAGGGAGAAGAGAGCGGAGGAAAAUGUGUGGUAGCCGGCCGGCCAUCAGCCAGUGAAGUUUCCUUCAAGUUGACUUGAACACGCAUGGCACUUUGUGUAAACUGUCUUGUGCUUGCCGUCUCCUUACAGUCUUAGCAAUAAAACUGUGUUACUACUG